AUGGCCAAUACUCGAAUCCAUCGCUCGGGGUCCACUUUCGAGCUACUCACGGCUGGACCGUCAGUAGUGACACAAUCCCAAUCUUACGAGCACGACAAAAUACCCUUGCCAUUAUUGAGAAAACAAGUUUCGGCCUGUACGCUUGAGUUUUUGAAUGAAGGCGAGACUGUCAAUGGGACCGACGAUAAGAAGAAGAACCAUGUCGCCCUCAGACUCGCGUUCAAGCAUACUGUCAUGAAAGCUACACCAUAUGCGCCUCCUUCCACAACCGGUAUCUUGAUCAGUAUUGAUAUUCACGGCAACAUCCCCGAUUCCAGUAAUAUGGGCAGUAAAUUGGUUGUUAAAACACUCGGUUACCAAGGACCUCACCAAAGAGCCCUGAAAUCGAUCGACGUACCAAUUGCCCCGGGUAAGACAGUCAAAGACUUUCUGAAACCUAUCAAUUUGUCUAAAAUCCUACCAUUUACAUUCGUAUUUGAUGGGAACGGAUAUAUGGGCUGUAGGGACUUUAUGUCGCAAUUCCUCCGUCGUUUGGAAGAUACUGAGGUUAUCACCUUUUCAAGAGAAGAAGAUAGUGCGGCUUUUUAUCGGCAUUUCAAUAUGCGUUAUGGCAAAGAGGGUAUGACAUGGUUCAAUCCUGUUUUGCGCGGUGAUUUUCCGGAUACUUACUCCUAUAUUGUUCUGACUGAUGUGAUCUAUCACUGA
Messenger RNA from Penicillium expansum, 705 nucleotides. RefSeq lists its product as uncharacterized. The transcript is spliced from 2 exons. Bases 1 to 705 code for a protein of 234 amino acids. The record is from RefSeq and is a predicted model, not a curated record. Lineage: Eukaryota; Fungi; Ascomycota; Eurotiomycetes; Eurotiales; Aspergillaceae.